Molecule: messenger RNA, 2819 nt
Organism: Pseudogymnoascus verrucosus
Lineage: Eukaryota; Fungi; Ascomycota; Leotiomycetes; Thelebolales; Thelebolaceae
Gene: MET6
Product: methionine-synthesizing 5- methyltetrahydropteroyltriglutamate--homocysteine methyltransferase
Exons: 3
Coding region: 210-2516 (768 amino acids)
Molecular function (GO): zinc ion binding; 5-methyltetrahydropteroyltriglutamate-homocysteine S-methyltransferase activity
Source: RefSeq, a predicted model, not a curated record
CCUCUUUCCUCUUCUACUUCUUCUCCUUCUUUCUCCCUUAUUCUCCCUCUUCUUUCAUCAUCUCCUCCUCCUCCAAAAAAACCCUCAUCUACUCUUCAUAAAGUCAGAUAGACUUUUGACAUCUAUCUUCCUUACUACUACAGGAAGUAGAACCCUUCAGUCUUCUUCACAAACCCUUCACCUCUCUCUCUUCACAACCCACAGCCAAGAUGGUUCAAUCAGCUAUCCUCGGUUUCCCUCGCAUGGGUGCGAACCGUGACCUCAAGAAGGCCACCGAGAACUACUGGGGUGGAAAGAUCACCCAGGAUGAGCUCCUCGCUGAGGCCAAGCGCCUCCGUCUUGCUCACUGGAAGAUCCAGAAAGAUGCCGGUGUCGACAUCAUCCCAUCCAACGACUUCGCUCUCUACGAUCAGGUCCUUACCCACAUCCAGGACUUCAACGCUGUCCCAGAGAGGUACACCAAGUACAAGCUCAACGCUGUUGAUGAGUACUUCGCUAUGGGCCGUGGUCUCCAGAAGGAGGGCGUCGAUGUCCCAUCUCUGGAGAUGGUUAAGUGGUUCGAUUCGAACUACCAUUACGUCAAGCCAACCCUCCAGGACAACCAGGAGUUCAAGCUUGUUGAGAGCCCAAAGGCUGUCAACGAGUUCGUUGAGGCCAAGGAGGCUGGCAUCACCACCCGCCCCGUCCUCGUUGGACCAGUUUCUUUCCUUGCCCUCGGAAAGCCAGACCGUAACCAGACCGUUGACCCAAUCUCUUUGAUUGACAAACUUGUCCCAGUUUACAUUGAGCUCCUCAAGAAGCUCAAGGCUGCCGGUGCUGAGACCGUCCAGAUCGAUGAGCCAACCCUGGUCUUCGAUCUCGCACCAAAGGUCAAGGCUGCCUUCAAGCCAACCUACGAGAAGCUUGCCGCUCUCGGAGAUGCCAUCCCCAAGAUCGUUCUCGCCACCUACUUCGGUGACAUCGUCCACAACGUCGAUGCCCUUCCCCAGGACAUCUACGGUCUCCACAUCGACCUUGUCCGCAACCCAGAGCAGCUCGAUGAGGUUGUCAAGGCCCUUGGCCCAAAGACCAUCCUCUCUGCCGGUGUUGUCGAUGGUCGCAACAUCUGGAAGACCAACCUCAAGCGUGCCAUUGAGGUCGUUGAGUCCGCCAUCCAGAAGGUUGGCAAGGAGCGUGUCAUUGUCGCCACCUCCUCUUCCCUCCUCCACACCCCUCACACUCUCGCCAGCGAGAAGAAGCUUGACGCUGAGAUCGCCGAUUGGUUCUCCUUCGCCGUCGAGAAGGCUGCUGAGGUUGCCAUCAUCGCCAAGGCCGUCACCGAGGGCCCAGACUCCGUCCGUGAGGCCCUUGAGGCCAACGCCAAGUCUGUCCAGGCUCGUGCUACCUCCAAGCGCACCAACGACCCCGCCGUCAAGGACCGCCAGUCGAAGGUUACCCCAGCCAUGUACAACCGCAAGUCUGAGUUCCCUGUCCGUAUCUCCCAGCAACAGGAGAAGCUUGGCCUCCCAAUGUUCCCCACCACCACCAUUGGUUCCUUCCCCCAGACCAAGGAGAUCCGCAUUUACCGUAACAAGUUCACCAAGGGCGAGAUCACCGCUGCUGAGUACGAGAAGUUCAUUGAGAAGGAGAUCGAAGAGGUUGUCAAGAUCCAAGAGGAGCUUGACCUCGAUGUCUACGUUCACGGUGAGCCGGAGCGUAACGACAUGGUCCAGUACUUUGGUGAGCGUCUCGAUGGUUAUGCUUUCACCACCAACGGAUGGGUUCAGUCUUACGGUUCCCGCUGCGUUCGCCCACCGAUUGUUGUCGGUGAUAUCUCCCGCCCAGCCCCAAUGACCGUCAAGGAGUCCAAAUACGCCGUCUCCAUCUCCAAGAAGCCAAUGAAGGGAAUGUUGACUGGCCCAAUCACCUGCCUCAGAUGGUCGUUCCCCCGUGACGAUGUUCACCAGUCCGUCCAGGCUGAGCAGCUUGCUCUUGCUCUCCGUGAUGAGGUUGUUGACCUCCAGAACGCCGGUGUGUUCGUCAUCCAGGUCGAUGAGCCCGCUCUCCGUGAGGGUCUUCCCCUCCGCGCCGGCAAGGAGCGCGUUGCCUACCUCGACUGGGCCGUCAAGUCUUUCCGCCUGUCCGUCGCCGGUGUUGAGGACUCCACCCAGAUCCACUCUCACUUCUGUUACUCCGAGUUCCAGGACUUCUUCCACGCCAUCGCCGCCCUCGAUGCCGAUGUCCUCUCCAUCGAGAACUCCAAGUCCGAUGCCAAGCUCCUCAAGGUCUUCGUCGACGAGGCCUACCCCCGCCACAUCGGCCCAGGUGUCUACGACAUCCACUCUCCCCGUAUCCCAAGCGAGCAAGAGAUCAAGGACCGCAUCGAGGAGAUGCUCCAGUACCUCAAGCCAGACCAGCUCUGGAUCGACCCCGACUGUGGCCUUAAGACCCGCCAGUGGGCCGAGACCAAGGCCGCCUUGGUCAACAUGGUCAACGCCGCCAAGUUCUUCCGUGAGAAGUACGCCAAGUCCACUUAAAGUGGCAGUUUGAUACAUAAUUAUAUGAUAAUAGUAGUUGUGAUCAUUAUGAAGGGGACGAUCUCAACAUCGGCGUUCUCUGGGUUUUGGGCAAGAGGGUCUAAAAAGAUACUAUGGGUGGGAUUUCAACAGCAUUGUGGGAAGCGGUAUAAGGGUGUCCAUCAACCGGGCAGACCCAAUCAGGCGUUUUGAUCUUUUUACCUCAGCGGAUUUAUUUGACUUUCUCAUAGAUGGAUUUCAUCUGUUGUGUAGAAGGUUGGCGGGGAAGUAGUUAAAAAAAAUACAAGCCCAUUCAACCGGGAA